Messenger RNA from Hemicordylus capensis (graceful crag lizard), 2743 nucleotides. RefSeq lists its product as uncharacterized. Bases 733 to 1737 code for a protein of 334 amino acids. The transcript has 6 exons. Lineage: Eukaryota; Metazoa; Chordata; Lepidosauria; Squamata; Cordylidae. The record is from RefSeq and is a predicted model, not a curated record.
UUGGCGGGUGGGCGGGGCUUCCAGGGAGGCCUCCGUGUAGGCCUCAGUGGAGCCUGAACUGGAGUCGGCUUGCAGGGAGGCCCCAAGCAAGGAAGGCAGGCAGGAGGCAGGGAGGCAGAGUGGCCCCCACAGCUCUCUGCAGCAGACCCUCUGCCCAGCCCAGCAUCUGCUAGGAUCCACCCCUGGCUGACUUUAUAUGUUUACAUUGAACGGGCUGAUGAAGCUUUGUUUGCAAAACGAUAAGAACCAUUUCCCAAGGUUGUCAAACUUCCAAGAAGUUCAUCUUCUUUUUGACCUGAGGGGCAUACGCCACAAACAAGCCAUUUUUUUUCAAAUGAGAGUUGACUGUAAAUAAAGAUGGAAAAGAAAAACAACAGGAAGUCCCCGAAGGCAAGUCACCAAAAGUUUAAUGUUCCAGGAGAAAAAGUAUUAUACAAUCAUAUUAUUAUUUUAAAAAUCCCACAGGCACAAACAUCCUCUGGCUGACCCCGCUUUGCAUUUCAUUAUUCUGAUUUAAGCAGGAGCCGUUUUAGAAUCCAUUGCGGAAUUAGCAUUUGCCUUUGACAGCAGUUUUCAGUGCCUUCCAUUCAGUCUGCCUCUCUCCUGUCAUCUUUCCCAAUGAAAGACCCCAUCUGGACCCCAUCUGGCAGCAGCGAGGCCAUAGAGGAGUGAGUCUGACACCCGUGAGACCCGGGUGGGACUCCACAUUAGGCUGUUUGGAAUAUCACUAAGAUGGCUUCAUCCAACAACCAGCACCAGUGCAAGCAAGUGCCCACCUUGCCACCCACCCUGAUGGAGCAUCAGUGCAAGCAGACUGUCACUCUCCCUCCGGUGGUACCAUGCCCAGUGCCAACACCAUGCCCUGGAGACAAGAAGCCUCCGUGCAAGGAGCCACCAGUGGUGGUCAUCCCGACGCCAUGCCCAGAGCCAACACCAUGUCCUCAGAAGCCUCCCUGCAAGGAGUCGCCUGUAGUGGUCAUCCCAACUCCAUGCCCAGAGCCAACUCCAUGUCCUCAAGUGAAGCAGCCUCCUUGCAAGGAGCCACCAGUGGUGGUCAUCCCGACGCCAUGCCCAGAGCCAACUCCAUGUCCUCAGAAGCCUCCCUGCAAGGAGCCACCUGUAGUGGUCAUCCCAACUCCAUGCCCAGAGCCAACUCCAUGUCCUCAAGUGAAGCAGCCUCCUUGCAAGGAGCCACCAGUGGUGGUCAUCCCGACGCCAUGCCCAGAGCCAACACCAUGUCCUCAGAAGCCUCCAUGCAAGGAACCACCUGUAGUGGUCAUCCCGACUCCAUGCCCAGAGCCAACUCCAUGUCCUCAAGUGAAGCAGCCGUGCAAAAAGCCACCAGCAGUGGUCAUCCCAGCACCAUGCCCAGAGCCGUGUCCCUGUCCCCAACCGAAAUCUCCAUGCAAGGAGCCACCAGAAGUGGUUGUCCCAACUCCAUGCUCUCCAUGCAAGGAGCCAACCCCGUGUCCUCAAGUGAAGCAGCCUCCAUGCAAGCAGCCGCCAGUAGAGAUUGUUCCAGCACCGUGUCCAGAGCCGUGUCCCUGUCCCCAGCCGAAGUCUCCAUGCAAGGAGCCACCAGUAGUGGUCAUCCCAACCCCAGGCUCUCCAGUGAAGCAACCUCCAUGCAAGGAGACAACUCCAGUCCCCUGUUCUCCACCUUCCACCAAAUGCCCACCCCCCACCGAUCAGCAGCAGAAGAAGCAACCGUGCCAGUGGCCACCACAACAGAAGUAAACGAGCAAGAGCUAUGGGUGCCAGAGCAGAAAGUCAACGUGCUCCAAACCCGCGACCUUCAAAUUUCAAUACACUUUGUCCCUUUGUUCACUGAAAUGCUUUUUAAGAACCCCUUCUGUUACAGGUGCAGCAUCUGUUGUGCUAUAAUUAUGCUAAUUAUAGUAUAAAUUAUUGGGGAAAGUGUUGAAAAGCAGUAUAUACAUACUUGCAUUGGUAGUAGCAUCAGUAGUACAGUAAACAGUUUCUCAUCAACAGGCUUGUUGAAUUGCUUCUAGAGGAUAGAUUUUCUAGGAUGAAAUUUCUGGAACAUGUUUCUAGAACGACUUUUCGAUACUGAAAACCUAUUAAAUAGUUUUUCCAUAAAGAGGCAAUAACCUUUCCUUUCCUUUCCUUUCUUCUUUCCAUAGCCAGAUCAUAUUUAUUAUAGACAAAUGGUUUUAUUUUCAAUCAGUUAAUAAAAUUGAAUAUUAUAUCGUAUUUACUGUAUUAUACCGAAUAUUCUACCGAAUCCAAAACUAGUUUUUCCCCCAAGUUCUUUGCUGUUAGAAAUUGGGCAGCCUCACCCUCAAAUUUUUAGAGCUAAUGUUCCACCGUGAAUGCUAAAGUAAGGAUUCAGUUCUGGCCAAAAGGAAUGUACUGUAUGGAGGAAUAUUGACUUCCUUCUUAAUUAAGCAUCUGCGAAUGACAUCUUGGCCACUUAUCAAAGCUUCUCAUCCCAAGACAACAAUUAGCCCUCAAAAAGUAUUUGUUUCCAAUGAUGCUUAGAGUUGUUUAUACAACAAAUUUAAUUAAGAUAAUUGCCGAAAUGAAGCUGAUUUUAUUGGAGGAUUUCCAAACUACCACGAGUGUGUAGCAAACAUAUUCUGCAGGGUACACCAAACGUCUUGGCAAUGUGCUAACCCAGAGAAAUGCUGAUUCUGUGUCUUUACUGUGAUAUCAUCAACUCUUUUGUUUCUGGGAUUAUGUUAAAGAUUCCUCAUACUCUGAAGUUUGGAAAUAAAAGAGA